AUGACAUCAUCUAUUAGUGACAUUAAUUGUGAUGCUGUAAAUAAAGAAGUUUUAAAAGCAUUGUUAAAGCUAAAAGAGAAUUCUCAAUGUGCAGAUUGCCAAGCCCAAGAUCCAUCAUGGGCAUCAGUUAAUCUUGGAAUUUUUUUAUGUAUUGUUUGCUCGGGCAUUCAUCGUUCAUUAGGAACACAUAUUUCAAGAAUUAAAUCAGUGGAGUUAGACUCAUGGAAAGCUGCCGAAAUUGAAACUUUUAAACAAACUAAUAAUGUCCAAGCAAAUGAAUUUUGGGAAGCAAUGUUGCCAAUUGGAUUUAUUAAACCAACUUAUGCUGAUUCAAAUGGAUAUAAAGAUGCAUGGAUAAGAUGUAAAUAUGAAAAGAAAUCAUUUGUCCCAAUUGAAUACGAAAAUGAAACUGUUAAAAGAUUAAAUUUCAACGCACGUGAAGGAUUUAUUUAUAAAAAAGGUGAUUUAAUAAAGAACUGGAAGAGAAGAUUCAUGAAGUUUGUAGGUGAUGAAAAACUAGAGUACUUUAAAUCAAAAAAUGAAAGAACUCCAUGUGGUUCAAUAUCAUUAAAGAAUACAGGUCAAAUCGAUUCUGUAAAUGAAGUAGAUGGUAAAUCAUUUUGUUUCAUCAUCUCAACUCCAAAAAGACGUUAUUUAAUUAGUUGUGACACUAGAGAAGAUAUGUUUGUUUGGAUUCAAAAUAUAAGAAAAAGUUCUCAAAUUGUAAAUUGUAAUAAUUAA
Molecule: messenger RNA, 741 nt
Organism: Dictyostelium purpureum
Lineage: Eukaryota; Evosea; Eumycetozoa; Dictyosteliales; Dictyosteliaceae
Exons: 3
Coding region: 1-741 (246 amino acids)
Molecular function (GO): GTPase activator activity
Source: RefSeq, a predicted model, not a curated record